AUGCGCUCAAUACUUCAAAUAAGAAACUCACUCAUAAGACAACCAAACCAUACAAUAACAAUCCGUCUUCUCAACACUUCAAUAACAAGAUUAUAUUCAAAAUUCAAUGAAAAAUAUCAAGGCCCACCAAAACUUCCCCGUAAAGAUCAAGAAGAAUUCGAACGUUUACAAAACAUAGCGAUGUCACAAAUAGCAAUAGAAGAUUAUAAUGAUCGGUUAGCACAAGAACAACAAAAUAUGCAAGAUAUAACAGACAAUAAACCACCUGUUGUACAAGAAAAUUCAGAUAUUGGAUCUUUUGCUUAUCUCAAGACUAUUCCAGAAUUUGAAGGUGAUGUUAACCCUAAAACUGGUGAACGUGGUGGUCCAAAGCAAGAUCCUUUAAAGAGGAGUGAUGAGUGGACUUUUAAUGGUCGUACUAUUGAUUUUUGA
Molecule: messenger RNA, 432 nt
Organism: Lodderomyces jiufengensis
Lineage: Eukaryota; Fungi; Ascomycota; Pichiomycetes; Serinales; Debaryomycetaceae
Exons: 1
Coding region: 1-432 (143 amino acids)
Biological process (GO): mitochondrial respiratory chain complex II assembly
Cellular component (GO): mitochondrion
Source: RefSeq, a predicted model, not a curated record